GAUGGUUUUGGAUUUCGUACUUUGGUUUCAUUUUAUAUUAACAUUUUCACGCAGAAGAGCUUAUCUUUUAAAAAAUGAAGAAAUGUGAACUAUGCGGAGGGAUAGCUCGAAUGCACUGCGAAUCGGAUCAGGCAAACCUAUGUUGGGACUGCGACGUCAAGGUUCAUGAAGCUAACUUUCUUGUAGCUAAGCACACCCGAACCCUCCUCUGCCAUGUCUGUCAAAACCCAACUCCAUGGCUCGCCUCUGGUCAACACCUCAGCCCUGCUGUCUCCGUUUGUGAGUCAUGUGUAGCCAACAAAAAUACUACUUGCGAAAUGACGACGGAGCAGGAGGAGUCAUCGGAGGGAGAGUAUGAGGAUGAAGAAGAAGAUUAUGACGACGAUGAUGAUGAAGGAGAAGGAGGGGAAGAGGAAGAUGAUGCUGAAAAUCAAGUGGUUCCAUGGUCAGAGGUUUCUUCUUCUUUCUCGAUGUCAAAGCCGGCGGCUAGUUCAGAUUCUUUAAGUAGCAGUGAAUGCGGCUUGAAGAGGAUGAAAGAAAGUCCUAGUUUUUGUUCUGAGGAUGAGAUUGGGUGCUCCUCAUCUCAUGGAGAAGCAUCAUCAUCAAUGAGCUCAACAAGAUUAUUCAAGCUACCAAGAUUAGCUGAAGGUAAUCAUUCGGGUAGAAAUCAAGAUCAUGGUGACUCAGAGUCGGGAUCAACGGCUAUCAUCAGCUCUUUAAGAAGACUGCAAAAACACAUGAUCACCAAUGAUGAUGAUGCAUCAAGUAUAAUCAGUGGGAUCUGCAGGUUGAGCCGAGAUCAGAGCCGUUAGGUUUCACUUCCCUCUAAUUCUCUCAUUAUAUAUCCUAACUUGCAGAAUACAAAAAAAAUUUCGCCUUUUUCUUUUGGAAAAUGUUUCAAUUUUAUGACAGAAUAAUUUAUUUUCCUUCUUUGGUUUGUGGUGCCUAUUUCUUCAUUGUUGAAAUUGAUGGAAUUUUAAUAUAAUAAUUAUUUUAUAAACAUUAGUUAGUUUAAUUUUUAA
Messenger RNA from Gossypium raimondii (Peruvian cotton), 1022 nucleotides. Its product is annotated as zinc finger protein CONSTANS-LIKE 4. Gene Ontology annotation, molecular function: zinc ion binding. The transcript has 2 exons. NCBI's taxonomy places the organism in Eukaryota, Viridiplantae, Streptophyta, Magnoliopsida, Malvales, Malvaceae. The record is from RefSeq and is a predicted model, not a curated record. The coding region runs from base 75 to 812 and encodes 245 amino acids.